Sus scrofa (pig) is the source of this 6284-nucleotide messenger RNA. It is a transcript of the gene WNT2, whose product is annotated as Wnt family member 2. The record is from RefSeq and is a predicted model, not a curated record. Gene Ontology annotation, cellular component: extracellular region. Gene Ontology annotation, molecular function: cytokine activity; frizzled binding. Gene Ontology annotation, biological process: multicellular organism development; cell fate commitment; neuron differentiation. Lineage: Eukaryota; Metazoa; Chordata; Mammalia; Artiodactyla; Suidae.
CCCUGAGGCCUGGCCCCUCCCUCCCCAACCUUGCCCUGCUUAGACUAGGCAGUUCCAAAUUUACAAGUGCUUGCUCUUCCUUUCCGUGUUAGGGAGAGAAGCGGAGGAAUGAGUUGAGAAUCAUCUCUGGAUUCUUGCCUCCUGUGCAUAGCUAUCUCCUUAUCCUCGCCCCUCGUCUCCCCACAUCGCACGCUCGGGGACUUCUGUUUGCAGGAAGGUAGCCUUGCCUAUCCAGAACGCUCGGUCCUGCGGCGGAGGCCCCACUGAUGCUCUUGGGCCGGUGGCUCCUCGAAAGAUGCCUGCUCCCGCGGGCGCUUGAGGCCACGCAGAGGUGUUUCUCCUCCCCAGUUUCACCUCACCCGCAGACUUCUCUUGCCAUUAUUUCAUCCACCCUUAUAUAAAACCCUGCGCCCCCACCCCCAGCCCGGCGCAGCGCCCCCUCCCUCGGCUGCGCCUGGGCGGGAGGGAAGCUGAAGGGACCCGGGCGCGCGGGAGGCGCGCAGAGCUCUCCGGCUGCCCGUGUUCGCCGCCGCGCCUGGGGAAUUGGCUGUGGGCGAGGCGGCCCCGGCCGGCCUUUAUCGCUCGCCCCGCUGGUCGCUUGAAACUUUAUCAGCGAGUCUCGCCACUCGCCGCAGACGCGAGCGGGGGGCGGGGGCGCGGCGAGGCGCCGGCGGCCGUGACGAGGCGCUCCCGGCGCUGGGCGCUUCUGCUCCGGGCACGCAUGGCGCCCGCACACGGAGUCUGACCUGAUGCGGAUGCAAGGGGGUUAAUAUGAACGCCUGUCUCGGUGGAAUCUGGCUCUGGCUCCCUCUGCUCUUGACCUGGCUCAGCCCUGAGGUCAGCUCUUCAUGGUGGUACAUGAGAGCCACAGGCGGCUCCUCCAGGGUGAUGUGUGACAACGUGCCAGGGCUGGUGAGCCGUCAGCGGCAGCUGUGCCACCGACAUCCAGACGUGAUGCGUGCCAUCAGCCUGGGCGUGGCUGAGUGGACAGCUGAGUGCCAACACCAAUUCCGCCAGCACCGCUGGAACUGCAACACCCUGGACAGGGAUCACAGCCUCUUCGGCAGGGUCCUGCUUCGAAGUAGCCGGGAAUCUGCCUUUGUGUACGCCAUCUCCUCAGCUGGAGUUGUAUUUGCCAUCACCAGGGCCUGUAGCCAAGGAGAAUUAAAGUCCUGUUCCUGUGACCCGAAGAAGAAGGGAACAGCCAAGGACAGCAAGGGCACCUUCGACUGGGGUGGCUGCAGUGACAACAUUGACUAUGGGAUCAAGUUUGCCCGAGCAUUUGUGGACGCCAAGGAAAGGAAAGGAAAGGACGCCAGAGCCCUGAUGAAUCUUCACAACAACAGAGCCGGCAGGAAGGCUGUAAAGCGGUUCCUGAAACAGGAGUGCAAGUGCCAUGGCGUGAGCGGCUCCUGUACCCUGAGGACCUGCUGGCUGGCCAUGGCCGACUUCAGGAAAACAGGCGAUUACCUCUGGAGGAAGUACAACGGGGCCAUCCAGGUUGUCAUGAAUCAGGAUGGCACGGGUUUCACUGUGGCUAACAAGAGGUUUAAAAAGCCCACGAAAAAUGACCUCGUAUAUUUUGAGAAUUCUCCAGACUACUGUAUCAGGGACCGAGAUGCAGGCUCCCUGGGUACAGCAGGUCGUGUGUGCAACCUGACUUCCCGAGGCAUGGACAGCUGUGAAGUCAUGUGCUGUGGGAGAGGCUAUGACACCUCCCGAGUCACUCGGAUGACCAAGUGCGAGUGUAAGUUCCACUGGUGCUGUGCCGUGCGCUGCCAGGACUGCCUGGAGGCCCUGGAUGUGCACACAUGCAAGGCCCCAAAGAGCGCCGACUGGGCGGCUCCCACAUGACCCCAGCAGAGGUGGCCAUCCACCUUCCCUCCCACAAGGACGUCAUAGGAUCUGCAAGGAUGCUGGGUCUUUGGGUUCUCACUGGGAGAUAUUUCCUAAGGCAUGUGGCCUUCAUCUCUAUGGAAGCCCCUUCUCCCUCCCUUGGGACCCAGGACUGGGGCCACUCGCUGCACAUUAAACCUGCCCUAUUCUCUCUGACUUCCAGCAUUCUGGGGCACAUCUCUUGCUGGUCAUGACAGGCUGUUAAAGGGGAAGGGGAUGGGCCUAGGUCACUGUCUCCACCCACCUAGACACCUCUUCUUUCUAGAGAAGUUGGCCAGAGGGAAAAAGAGUGUCUCAAAGGAGCUUCCUCUGUGUUUUUCAACAAAUAUUCACGGUUAAGAAAUUCUAUACUUCUCUCUGGAGGAUAAAAUAAAGACAGCAGGAUCGACCCCCACAGAAUUAACUUUAAUUCUUGACAAGACCAAGCAGGGUUUUUGCUUGAUCAAGUGAUUUUCACAGCCACCACCUCUCGGGUAAUUGGUAAUUGGCUGGGAAAACAAUGACUUUCAAUAAAACUUGGGUUUCAAAUGCAGUAUUUCAAGGCAAUUUUGCCAUAUUAAAAUCUGGUGUGACAAGGUCGGUCGGUUGGUACAGUUUGGAAUCUUUGCAAUAGCAAAAGCCUCAGAAAGUGACUGCUUUGCCUCACUGCCCACUUGAUAUAAAGAACCUUUUAGGGAAUGAGAUCACUUAGCAUCUGAAGGGAGUUAAGAUGACUGACAGUGUUCUGACAGUACGUUCUAACUAUUGAGGGAAGAUGGAGGGAAGUAACCUAGUGAGUGGAAGCAGAAAAUGUGUCUGUACAGAUAAGGGAAAACAGGGAAAAUAAAAUUCCUAUCUGGGUGAUGCCUGUGGCUCAUGGAAUUUAGUAACUGAGAGUCUUUAAGAAUGAAAACUUGGGGAUGACAAGACCAGAGAACCGAAAUGCUGACAGAGCGGUUUCCAGAGCAAAAUCAUGCCUGGACAGUCUCUACCAUAAGCGGAUGUCUAAAAGAAGCUGGCUACAUGUGACAAGAAGCAUCAACUAGUAACCAUCACCUUUCAAGCACAGUGUAAAGACCUGUCAUAUUUAAUUGUGUUCAUUGGAUGCUUACAAGAUAAGAUACCAUAGCCUAAAGCAAAUGACACAUAGCCCUGCUUAUAAAGUUGGCAAUCCUAGUGUAUUAUAUUGCAAACAAAUAGUAACUUGGAGAGUAUAUUUAAGGGACCCAGCUGUAAUUACGGAAACAUCAAUAUGCAAAUUGUGGUCAGCUUUUGCCAGGAGCCAAAAGAUGACAUCCAGGGAAAAUGGAGAGGCUGCCUGCCCCAUUUAAUGUAUUAGAUGAAAGAAAGGUGAAAUGCAUGCAGCUACUUCUCAUCCCCUGCGCAUUAGUUUCUUGUUCUAAAUGUGAUCUCUCCACAGAGCUGUAUUAACAGGAUGAUUCAUUCUGUACAUCUGGUGUCAAAUCACUGAUGCUUGAACAUCCUUUGAUACUUUGGCUUCCAGGUUCUCUCUCUUUGCUUUAGAGUAGCAUAUUUAGACCAAGACUUAAGAAAUCAACCUUCUGGAGUGAUUUUCCGUAAUGAUAUUUGUCUCCUAGCUUUCUUAAAAAUGACAGAAUUCAUCUUUUUUCCCUCAUCCCCAAACCUCAAAAUUAGUUGUCUGAUUUUUCCAAAGCGGUCUUUCUUCUUUUUAUUCCCCAUGGAAUAAAAUUUUAUUCCAUGGAAAUUUUAUUCCCCAUGGAAAAAAUUCAGAGGAUGGGAGGAGUGGAGCAUGAUGGUAGCAGCUCUGAGCCCAGUGUGGGUCCACAGGGAGAGUAGAGGGCUAAGCAGAUAAGCUCAGUCUUGUGCUGAAGCUUGUGUGGGAGGAUGGAGGGACUUUCUUGUGGGGAGGGGUGUCCCAAGCCACCAGCCUCUCUUCCUACUGGAUGAACUGGGAAGUCAAAAAUCCAUAGAUAUAUUUAGAUGUGGAAAGGAACUUAGAGGACAUCCUAGCUCCCCACAGCCUGUAUCUGGGGAAACUGAGUCCAAGAGAGGUUGGGGGGGUGGUGAAGGGAUUGGUACAAACACCAGCCAUUGCUCCCACAAACAAGACCACACUCCAAGAGUCUUCAAGAAAGCUAAGCACUUUAUUAAAUGAAACUAGUUUGCCUCAGAGUUAAGUUGGUAGACACUAAAUAAUUUUAGCAUCCUGAGGGGAUGUUCAUUGCUCAUUUCUUUAUUCCUGGGAUGUUUAGAUUGGACUUUCUUUUUAAACUGCAAUGUAUUCUUCCUGAUAAGAAGGGGACAAGACAUGUCCAUGUCCCCUUGCUCAUAAAUUGCCCCUUGCUGCAUAAAUUGUCCUAAUUUGUAAGAGAGACUAUGGCAACCAUCUCAAGUGGCAGUAGAUGCAGCCACUGUGGAGGGCAAAAUAAGAGAGUGAGAAUUUUUAUCUGCUUUUAUUCUGAAAGAGAAAUCUCCAUAAUUGUGGAAAGAAUCUCCACAUUUUUAAAAAGGGGAAGAUAAUUUCAAACUCAUUUUCCUUAGGGCUUGGUAAAGGAUCAAUAUUUCCUGAUUCUAAAAGAUACUAAAUUCUUGAUUAUCUGAGGAUUUUAAGGGAAUAUAUGGCAUGCAUCAUCCAAAAUAAACUGAGUGAACCCAUUCAGGUCAAAUUGCCUUAUAAAGUCCCUCCCAAUAAAAAUCUUACAAUAAACUGAAGUUUUCUAAGUGCAAGAUGAUGCCCACUGAUUUUCUGCCAUACCUGAAAACCUUCCACAUAGUAGAUGUUGACUAGUUCACUGGAGUUUUCUUCAACAAAGAUAUUAUCUGCUCAUGGUUCUGAGACUUAGCAGAUGGGUUGUUUUCUUCAAUAGGUUUGCCUCUAAAUUGGUCUGCGGUGCGGACCAAUCUUUGUAUUCUGUGAACACGCUUUGUCAAGGUACAUUCAAGUUACAGCCUUUGGUAGAGUCCCUCAUGCUCUGAAACACCCUGCCCUGAGAGGCUGGCUUAUCCCCUCAAAUGGUCUAAACUCAAGCACAAAUGCCCCCGCACUUGUGCCAUGACCACCCUCAGCUCUGGUUCUAUGCCCCUCAGAGAUGGGGGCCCCUGGCAUAUUAAUCGGACCACAGCUGCUUCAGGAUGGAGGUGGGAAAGGCACAGGGCACCCCUGAACACUACCUAUCUGCUCUUCCUUAUAUGGGCAUCACUGGAUUGAAAUGAGCAGCCCCAGAGGGAUCCAUCAAAUGGCAGUUUAAUCUGCACGUGGCCUGGACCUGAGGGCGGGCGGGGGCGGUGUGGGGGAGGGUGGUAGUAAGAGGGAAAGACCUGGGUACCUGUUGCCAAGUGACCAGCUGAGUUUAAUGAUGGUGGAGAGUGGCUGUUUCAGCUUUUGUAGGUAUCCCUCCACCCCUCCUUCUGCUGUUGCUUCCCUGUCCCCUCCCAGCACCUACUUCCAAGGCGUCUGGAGGCCCCUGAGCCUCAGGGCCUCAGGCCUCUGCUCAGAUGUCCAUACCUGCUAUGCAGCUCUGCUCCAGGCUGCCAAGGUUAAUUUUAAGAGAUGUUUUCAAUUGUCACAAUCAUGGGCCUCUUUACAGGAGUUAUUACAAAGCAUGAAAACAUCGGGUGUCACAUUUCUCUUUCCAGGAAGGUAGCUUUAACAUCAGAAAAUCCAACUUCACGUUGACAUUUCUAGGCCUUAUUAACUUAUUAAAGAAUCUUACAUCAACUCUGUGAGACCUACAGCAGGACUCCCUCUCUCAGAGGCAGCCAACAUGACCGUGCAUGUGCUUGGGUUUGACAGUAUUUUCAAGCCAGGAUAUUGUUGUUACUUCUCAUUUAUUAAAGGCUGGCCCGGGGCCGGGGUUGUCUCGCUCAGCUAAAGAACAUUCAUCUCCCCUCUUGCCCACUCUCAAAAUAAAGGCUCAGAGAGGUGUCCAGUGGACCAGAACCAUUCUUUUGUGUCUAUUUACUGUACUUCAACCCGAGUUUCCUUAUCUUAAGAGCAAGAGUUGUACUCUCAACAAACAGACCUCCCAGUUCCAAUGCUGGUAAAUUGCUUUUGUCAGUCUGUGCUGACCUUGUGCAAAACAGUCCACUGGCGUAAGCUGACAGCCAAGGCAUGCUGAUUUUGACCUUCUUACCUAGGCGGCGAAAAUUUUCAAUCAUCCAUGAGAAUGUUCUUUACAUUUUUCUGGGGAUCAACAAGGUGACAGGUGGUUUGCAAAGCCCAACAUGAUCAUUAUUUUUCUAAGUUGUAGUUGUUCCAGCUCUGGUUUUUUUCUCCCUGAUAUUCACAUGGAUUCUUGUUUAGCCAAACCUCCCACUUCCACAAGCUAAUAAAAGUGUCAUGCAGAUUGUUAUAAAGAACUAUUGUUAUUUACAAGUCUACAUUUUCUGUGAAAUCAGAACAUAAUAAAGUGAAUUUUUGGUGUUGA